Aspergillus lentulus is the source of this 1377-nucleotide messenger RNA. Its product is annotated as Zn(II)2Cys6 transcription factor domain-containing protein. Gene Ontology annotation, molecular function: DNA-binding transcription factor activity, RNA polymerase II-specific; zinc ion binding. Lineage: Eukaryota; Fungi; Ascomycota; Eurotiomycetes; Eurotiales; Aspergillaceae. The record is from RefSeq and is a predicted model, not a curated record. Gene Ontology annotation, biological process: regulation of DNA-templated transcription.
AUGGUUGGGGUACCGCGCAGCACUGGCUGUCGCACCUGCAUCCAGCGGCGAAUCAAGUGUGAUGAGGGCCGACCGGAAUGUCGUCGUUGUCGCGACAGAAACGUCAAGUGUUCGGGUUAUCAGCGCCGAGUGAAAUUCUACCACCAGACUCCGGCAUCUCUUAAAAAUGGGAAGCAGAAAGACAGUCAACAUGUCGCUGCGCCAUCAGCUGUUCAUGCACUCAUUCCUCGGGCGAGCAUGGAUGCGAAAUUAGCACCCGGCCUGGCAUCCGCAGCAACAGACACCCAGAUGAAGGAGGUAUUCCAGUACUUCGUCAUGGUCUCCUUUCCAGGCCUGUUCUCCGCUUGGCGGAACAGAGUCCAGCUCAACUGGCUGGACUUUGUUCGACAUCACCUGGACACCUCGUCGCAGGCCCUGAUCUGGAGCCUCCGCAGUCUGAGCGUAUGGCACCUCGCUCGCGCGCAUAAUGAUCAGGAGAAGAUCCUCGCCAGCCGGCACCUCUACGGCCGCGGUCUGCAGCACUUGAUCUCCUCCCUCCGCAACCCCCGCACCGCCACCUCAAGUUUGACCCUCAUGGCUGCCAUCCACCUUGGGAUAUACGAAAUGCUCGACGGGCUCGGCGAGAAAUCCUGGCUCACUCAUUCCCGGGGAAUUGGCAGACUAUUCCGACUUCGGGGUCCCGAGGCGCACCGCGAUGGAUUUGGCCGCACACUACUGGUGGCGUACCGCUCGUUUCUGGUCGCAGAUGCGCUCGUCGCCCAGGAGCCGUGCUUUCUGGAGGAACCUGAGUGGCGAGCCAUGGUCCACGACACGAUCGCAUUCGAACGUAGCGCGGGGAAAAGCUGUCCGCUGAGCGAGAUCGUGGAGCUCGCUUUCAACGAGAUUGUACUCUGUCCGGGGCUUUUUGUGCAGACGCGCGACUUCAUUUCACAGAGGGGGGUGAAGUCGGAGAUACAGCGAGAGUCGCUGGUUGCUCGGGUCACCCGUUGUCGGGACAGACUUGUCGAGUUCCAAGGCGAAAUGGAGCCUUUGAUCGUCCAGUAUGAUAAGAAGGUAAUCAAGUGCGAGGAAGAUGCCGAAAGCCCCAUUCCUACCGAGUUUGGCAGAAAAGUAGCCGAAUUCACGUCCCGAGGCACGCGAUCUGCCAUUGCAGUACUCAACCAGCUGUUGGUUCUGAUCGAAGCAGAUAAAAACCGUUCGUCCUUGGAUACAAAGUCGCAUUGUUCGAGUACUAUAUGGAAACUACCAGCAGGAAGCAUGGCUUCGCCCGAGUCGCGGGACACGCAACUGAUUGCCUACGACGCACAUGAAGAUGACUCCCCUGAUCGACUGGACCAGCUUGCACUGUCGAUGGGCAUGCUAGCAAUCAGGACAUGA